Molecule: messenger RNA, 2965 nt
Organism: Chaetomium strumarium
Lineage: Eukaryota; Fungi; Ascomycota; Sordariomycetes; Sordariales; Chaetomiaceae
Product: WD40-repeat-containing domain protein
Exons: 1
Coding region: 64-2790 (908 amino acids)
Biological process (GO): endonucleolytic cleavage to generate mature 5'-end of SSU-rRNA from (SSU-rRNA, 5.8S rRNA, LSU-rRNA); endonucleolytic cleavage in 5'-ETS of tricistronic rRNA transcript (SSU-rRNA, 5.8S rRNA, LSU-rRNA)
Cellular component (GO): small-subunit processome; 90S preribosome; nucleolus
Molecular function (GO): U3 snoRNA binding; protein binding
Source: RefSeq, a predicted model, not a curated record
CAAGACCUGGGAUUGCGACCGGAGGCACAUAUCGGAACCUCGGCGCAACACCUACCGUCCACCAUGGCGACGAGACAAGUAGCCAAGACGACCUUCGAGGUCGAGAAUGUAAUUCAGCCGAUAUUCGCCGGCGGAUCCGUUGCGCUUGAGAAUGGCGCACGGAUCCUCGCAUCGACGCUCGGUGAGGCGGCAGUCCUGACAGAAUUGAACACGGGGAAGCGCCUGGCCGAGAUUGAAGGAGAUGGCGAGCCAAUCUCGACACUGACAAUCACUCCUUCGGCUUCGCAUCUCGUCGUCUGCUCCCGGUCCCUGACAAUGCGCAUCUACUCCCUCAAGAUAUCGUCCGACUUCGACUUGGUGGAAGCAACUCUCGUCCGCACGUCGAAGCCGCACGCCACGCCCGUGGUCGUGCUCGCAGUUGAUAAGACAAGCACGCUUCUUGCGACCGGUGCCGCAGACGGUGCGGUAAAAAUCUGGGAUAUUGUUGGCGGCUAUGCCACCCACACCGUCAGCGGGCCGAGCGUUCUCGUGUCUGCCCUGCAUUUCUUCGAGAUUGCGGCGACGGCCGAGAACCCCUCCUCUGAGCGAAGAUCCAAGAAGGGGUCGCGGAAGAGCCAAGGCGAUCAAGGGCAGACGGACGGGUUGCCCAAGUUCCGGCUUGCAUGGGGCACGCAGGAUGGCAGAAUUCGUAUCUUCGACCUACACAAGCGCACAACAGUCCCGGUUUACGCCGAUGCCAAGAGGAAGAAAGAGGCACAUGAGUCCAAUGUCCAGAGCAUAGACUACUCGCCCGAGCAGCAUGCUCUUUUGAGCGGCAGUAGAGACAAGACCAUGACGCUGUGGCUCUGGCGGGACAACACCUGGCAGGGAACUCCCAUGCUCCGUCACGAGCUGGUCGAAUCAGUAGGGUUCUUGAAUGGGGGCAAGUGGAUGUACUCGGCAGGGUCGAGUGGGCUGUUAAGGAUAUGGGAUACGACGACACACCACGAAAUUACCAUCAAACGGGACGCCAGAUCAGAGGCAGAGUCCAUUCUCUCGGCUCUCUCUUUGCCUCAAAAGUCCCUAAUUCUCUGCACGCAGUCCGAUUUUACCCUGGCGUUGUACCGGAUACCAUCACCCGGAGAUAUCGCUGCCACGGGAGGGUUACUCAUGGAGCCAUUCAGGCGCAUAUCCGGCACGCACGACGAGAUCUUAGACCUGGCAUAUGUUCUGCCCGACCAGUCCAUGCUGGCCCUUGCAACAAACUCGGAAGACAUCAGGCUUGUUUCGGUAGCCGACAGCGGAGCUCAAUCCGACGAGGAAGGGGGUGCAUAUUUUGGCCAUGACGUUGCUUUGCUCCAAGGUCAUGAGGACAUCGUCAUGUCGCUGGAUGUUGACUGGUCGGGCCACUGGGUAGCCAGCGGUGCGAAGGACAAUACGGCCCGGCUGUGGCGUAUCGAUCCUGCCAACAACUCGUACACCUGCUAUGCUGUCUUCACCGGCCACCUGGAGUCAGUAGGAGCCGUCGCUCUCCCCAAAAUGGUUCCCCCUGAGAACUCGGAGGCUUUCAAGAACCCUCUUGACCACCCGCCCCCUUUCCUCAUCUCAGGCUCUCAAGACAGAUUUGUUCAGAAGAGAGACGUCCCACGACAGUCACAGAAAGCCAAACUGUCCGCAAGUUUGAAGCGAUUGGCUCACGACAAAGACAUCAAUGCCCUGGAUGUCAGCCCCUCGGGGCGACUGUUCGCCUCGGCGUCGCAGGAUAAGACGGUGAAAAUCUGGGACGUGGAGAGUCUGGAAGUCCAAGGUAUUCUGAAAGGGCAUAAGAGAGGUGUCUGGACAGUCAGAUUCGCACCGCUCCAUGCCCCGGCCAUCCAGGGUGAGCAAGGGGCUGUCUCCGGCAAGGGCGUGAUCCUCACUGGAAGCGGCGACAAGACGAUCAAGCUCUGGAAUCUCUCCGACUACACCUGUUUGAGAACCUUCGAAGGCCACUCGCACAACGUUCUCAAGGUGGUGUGGCUGCACAUUCCCACUGACGAGACCGCUGCCAAGAAGCGAAUACAGUUCGCAAGCGCAGGUGCCGACAGCCUUGUCAAGGUCUGGGAUGCCAAUCUCGGCGAGACCGAAUGCACGCUCGACAACCACGAGGACAGGCUUUGGACACUGGCCGUCCAUCCCAAGACCAACACGCUCGUGUCGGGCGGAAGCGACUCCAAGGUCACCUUCUGGAAGGACAUCACAGCCGAGACGCAAGCCGCCGCCACCGAAGCCGCUCUCAGGCUCGUCGAGCAAGAACAGGAGCUAGAGAACUACAUGCACGCGGGCGCCUACCGUGAUGCCAUCGUGCUGGCGCUGCAACUGAACCACCCGGGCCGGCUCCUCAGCCUCUUCACUAGCGUCGUGACCACCAGCAACCCCGAGGAAGGCAGCCUGUGCGGCGUCAAGGCAGUGGACGACGUCCUGGCCAAGCUCUCGGACGAGCAGAUCUUCCUGCUGCUGCUCCGGCUGCGCGACUGGAACACGAACGCGCGGACGGCGCCUGUCGCGCAGAGAAUCCUCGGGGCGCUCGUUAAAAGCUACCCCGCCGACAAAUUCUCCAACUUGUCGGUCAAGGGGGCCAGGGGCCAGAAGAGUCUGAAUGAGGUGCUGAAUGCGCUCAGGGUGUACACAGAGAGGCAUUAUAAGCGGAUGGAGGAGCUGGUGGACGAGAGUUAUCUUGUUGAGUAUACCCUGCAGGAGAUGGACAGUUUGGCCCCGUCGGCGCUGGAGGCGGUUGAGCAGGAUGGAGAUGCUGUCAUGGCUGGAGCGUGACGGCCCGCGGGCGGUUGAUGUGUAAGCGGAAGGGUUAGGGUAAUGAGAUCCAUGCAUGAUACAACUGAAGUGCAAGUAGUACGAAGUACUGGAACAGGUAUUCAGAGUGUUGGAUGCUUGGGGUUUUAUACCUGGUUGGUUUGGGAAUAAAACUACGCUCUGAUAUCAACUCCGA